Molecule: messenger RNA, 1920 nt
Organism: Xenopus laevis (African clawed frog)
Lineage: Eukaryota; Metazoa; Chordata; Amphibia; Anura; Pipidae
Gene: nog.S
Product: noggin S homeolog
Exons: 1
Coding region: 700-1368 (222 amino acids)
Biological process (GO): osteoblast differentiation; dorsal/ventral pattern formation; negative regulation of cell differentiation
Cellular component (GO): extracellular region
Source: RefSeq, a predicted model, not a curated record
AAGAGACGAGGGAGGUGUCACGCAAGCAACCAACCCUGGCCACGGGCCACCACACUACUUAAACAUGAAUGACAUCACAGCCGUAUGGAGCCUGGCUAAUAAAUCCUAAGUAGCCAGAGGGACGCGCUACAGACUGGCUGUGGUUGCAGGGUGGUUUAUCCAGGGCAGAGAGGAGAAGCAGCACAUUGCACAGCUCUCACUCCCCCCUAUUUCUGUAUGGACUGCUCCAAGUGAAAGAGAGUCGCAUGGACAGAUGUAAGGGAGAUCCUGCAACUUUCUCUGGCUGCAUCCCUAGCGACGAGAUCUGGGAGUCGCUGCGCACAGCUGGCUGAUUGCUUGCGACUGCUGCUUUCUACACCACCUUGUCCCGCUGUUUCUUCUUGGAGAGGAUCGAGUCUCUGGUUACCAUGGUGAUGGAGCUGAAAGUGAAGAAUAUUUAAUAGAGAGGGGAGGCUGGAGCUCGCAGGCAGACACCGUGGUGCCACUAAGGACUGUGCGUAAAGGGCGAGCGCAUUGGAGACAGACAGGGGCUCCGCUCAACUUUCACUUGACUGCAAUGAGAGGGGGGAAUCCUGAAUCCCCUAAGUGCCCCUGAUCCCCCCCCCCCUAAACAAUAAUUCUUCCUCCUGAUGCAUUAUUGAUGAUCUCUGGCAAGAAAUCGGGAGCAGCCAACUGUUACUUUGUGUAUCUGUGUGCAGCAUGGAUCAUUCCCAGUGCCUUGUGACUAUAUAUGCUCUCAUGGUCUUCUUGGGACUUAGAAUAGACCAGGGGGGCUGCCAACAUUAUCUGCACAUCAGACCGGCUCCUAGUGAAAACCUGCCACUGGUGGACCUUAUUGAGCACCCAGAUCCCAUGUAUGAUCCCAAGGAGAAGGAUCUUAACGAGACCUUGCUGAGGACUUUAAUGGUUGGACACUUUGACCCCAACUUUAUGGCCAUCAACCUGCCGGAGGAGAGGCUUGGAGUGGAGGACCUUGGGGAGUUGGAUCUUCUUCUUAGGCAGAAGCCCUUGGGGGCAAUGCCAGCGGAAAUCAAGGGACUGGAGUUUUACGAGGGGCUUCAGGGCAAAAAGCACAGACUGAGCAAGAAACUCAGGAGAAAGUUGCAGAUGUGGCUCUGGUCGCAGACCUUCUGUCCUGUCCUUUACACGUGGAAUGACCUAGGGACCAGGUUUUGGCCUCGCUAUGUGAAAGUAGGGAGCUGCUAUAGUAAGAGGUCUUGUUCUGUGCCAGAGGGCAUGGUUUGCAAAGCUGCCAAGUCUAUGCAUUUGACCAUCUUAAGGUGGAGGUGUCAACGCAAGACUCAGCAGAAGUGCGCGUGGAUAACCAUUCAGUACCCCGUCAUUUCCGAGUGCAAAUGCUCAUGUUGAGACUCUUCUUGGACUAAUGCAAACAGACAGUAGCUUCAUGGUUCAAGCUUCGUGUUAUAUGCACUGUAAUAUGUAGAAAUGUAUAUGUGUGUAUAUAUGGCAUUGGUCUAAAUUACUAUUAAAAGGUCAGUAUUAUUCUUUUAAAUAACAAGUGUCUACUGUAUUUCCAACACUAUUAUCCUGUUUGUGUUUUAUUUUAAUAUUAUUAUUAUUUGCCUUAAUGUAUCUCUAUUUAUAUCCAAAAAAAGGGCACUUCGCUCGGCGAACCAUUUUUUUUAAGAAGAACAAAUUUAAUAGUUUAUUAAUAUAGAAGCAUUUUUUUCCCUUUAUGGAAAAUGUGCAUUUUUUUGACAGACCUCAAAAAGAAAAAAAAAUGAAUAAAAACCAGAGUAAGAUAUAAUUUUCAGUUUAUUGUACAUAGAGAGAGAGAACACAUUUUGAAAGAUGAAAAAUGUACUCUUGUAAAUGAGAAACUAUCUGCUAUUUAUUCUUUUAUUUUUUUUCUCCCCCCCUGUAGAGUGCAGAAUAAAAGUAAACCACUAAAAUAUUAAA